Molecule: messenger RNA, 1009 nt
Organism: Populus nigra (black poplar)
Lineage: Eukaryota; Viridiplantae; Streptophyta; Magnoliopsida; Malpighiales; Salicaceae
Product: thaumatin-like protein 1b
Exons: 2
Coding region: 106-849 (247 amino acids)
Biological process (GO): defense response
Cellular component (GO): extracellular region
Source: RefSeq, a predicted model, not a curated record
AAAUAUCCUCCACAGCUCCCUCUAAUCAAUUAUAUAAGCAUAUCCCUGCUUGCUUGCCCUUCAAUUGCUUAAAAACAGAAAUAUCUUCAGCCUGAGUUUCCAGCAAUGGCCAAUCAAAUUCCCUUGGCACUUACCUUCACCUUACUCCUCGUCUGUUUCAAACAUGCAGGAGCUCUAUCGGUCACCUUUUCCUUUAAGAACAACUGCCCAUUCACUGUUUGGCCAGCAAGCCUAAAUAAUGCUGACAGUCCACAGCUGUCUUUGACAGGCUUUGCUCUGACAACAGGUGCUUCAUCUUCCCUGAGUACCCCUGUGCCAUGGUCUGGUCGGUUCUGGGGUCGAACGCGAUGCAAUACAGAUUCCUCAGGCAAGUUUACUUGUGCAACCGGUGAUUGUGCCUCUGGUAGAAUAGAAUGUCAUGGUGCUGGCGGUAUACCACCGGCAUCCUUGGCAGAGUUCGCUCUAAGAGCUAAUGACGGGCACGACUACUAUGAUAUCAGCCUGGUGGAUGGUUUUAACAUCCCACUUUCAGUAAUUCCACAAGGAGGUUCUAGUGAGUGCCGUUCCACGAGCUGUGCAGCUAAUGUGAACGCUGUUUGUGAUUCUAAAUUAGCUGUUAAAGAGUCUGAUGGGACUGUGAUUGCCUGCAAGAGUGCAUGUUUGGCAUUCAACCAGCCACAGUUCUGCUGCACUGGUGAGUUCAGUACACCAGACAAGUGCCUUGCUUCCAACUACUCGAGCAUUUUCAAGCAACAGUGCCCUGAGGCUUAUAGUUAUGCUUAUGAUGAUAAAAGUAGCCUACUUACUUGUCCUAGUGGAUCUAACUAUGUGAUCAACUUCUGUCCAUGAUGAAAUAACUAUUCAUCUCCUUCGAAAAUCAGGAGCAGCACAGCUUUAAUUUGUUCAAGGACAGAAUAACCUUGGAUAAUAGAGGACGUCAGGAUCAAACAUGAGAUUCUGACACUCAGGAUGUGUUCAUAUUGAAAAUAAAAGGAGAUUAUUAUCAGUA